AUGGACUUACCACCUCAACAAGGUGUCACAAGCACCAGGUCAAGUGAAGACCUACUUCAAGGAAAGACACAUCCUGUUGCCAGUGGAAACAACUGCAGCAAAGAGCUUGGCCGCCCAAAGGGAAUUAACCAAAACAGCUCGACUGCUGGUGCUGCAGUCCCCAAUGGCACCGCCCCCACCCCUCUCCCUCCCCCAGCUACAACAGCAGCAACCAAUGUCCAGCGGGUGCAGGUUCAAAGGCAACGCUCGUUCAAAAGAACAGAUGAUGAACUGAUAAAACGGUCGCGUGUGCAGUCUAGCUCUUAUGAGCUCUCCCAAGACUUGCAAGAAAAGCAGCUGGAAAUGCUUGAGCGGAAAUAUGGGGGAACAAUACGAUCUCGACGAGCAGCGCGAAUAAUCCAGAGAGCGUUCCGCAAAUAUUGUAUGAAUAAGAACUUUGAGAAAUUGAGAAACUCAGUCGGCGAGCGUCGAUUGUCCAAACGGCUAUCCGAACUUGGACGGAGUAAUACCGUUUGGACCGACCGCAUAAGUUCGGAUAUGCAGUUUACGAUGGGAGGUACAGCAUUGCAGAAUACAGACUCAAAGAUUGACCAAUUGUCACAGGAGAAUGUGCGGAAGCGAAUUGCAGAGAUUGAAUCCCGAAAGAACUUGGACAACAAACUCCACCACCAACUGUCUUUGGACCCUUCAUUGAAGAUUGACAAUCUCAAGCGGACACAACGAAAGGAAAGGAGGCGUUUGGAAAGGUCAAUGGAGAUAGAUUUAACGGACAUUCCCACCGAAAACGUGAAGGAGGAGGAGCGAGAAGAGAAAUGUAGUGCCCAGCUGGCUGCCUCCAUCGCCGCGGAAACAAAUAACAAUAGAAACUCUUACCCAGAGCUAAAUGACAGUAGUGCCAGUGACUCCCCACAAGCAACACCUGUGGAGAGCACAGUUGAUUUGCAUAGCCUAGAUUUUGAAAAUUUGCUCGAGAGCAAAGAGACAGACAUUUUGACAGAUAGUUUCCAUAGUGACAGUAUCCAUAGCGAUGGGAGCCAGGAGACUGGGUCCCUGAUUGGCCAUCAUAAGCCACAAGCCCUGUCUCUGUCAAUGGAACUCGAGCCCCGGUUGCACAAUGUGGUUAGUAAAGAUCUGCAUGGGUCCUGUGAUAGUAUGGGUAGGUUGUACCCGGAGUCGGGGGUCUCGGAGAUCCCCUCUGAGGUCCAGAUCAAAGUUGAUCUGGCCUCCCCCGAGGACACCGGACUGGACGAUCAGAAGACCCUGAAUGAAGACACUAUAAAAUAUUACAUGAACACAAGGGUGAAAUUACGUGGCGGUGGUAGUAGUGGUGGUAGUAGUGGUGGUGGUGGCAGUGGCAGCGUACGUGAUAUUAAAGACAAGAAAGGUGUGAUCUCACACCGAGGGCCAGAGGCAUCUCCGAUUUGGAAGCGAAAGAGUGCUGCCAACUCGACUGUGUCAGUUGUAAACAAAGGUGAGGUGAAGCGAAUGAGCAACAUCUCUGAGACGAGCGAGCCAGAAAGUCUGGAUGGCCAGUGUUCAAGUUCCCCCAGCUCAGAUAAUGUGAGUUCAGAAAACAUAAGUAUAGGCAGUGAGAAUAGUAUAAGUUAUCAAAGAAAAAUCCGUAUCAGCGUCACAAAUGACCAACACAUGACUAGGAUUGGCGAUCGGGAAAGGAAGCGACUGUAUAGAAUUGGGUUGAAUUUAUUUAACAAAAAACCAGAAAAGGGCCUCCGCUUUCUCAUAGAGCGUGGUUUUGUUGAUCAAUCUCCACCAAAUAUCGCCAAAUUUCUGAUUACCCGAAAGGGACUUAGCAAACAGAUGAUUGGGGAGUACCUUGGGAAUUUACAGAUUCAAUUAAAUCAAGAUGUCUUAGAUUACUUUGCUGAGGAAAUAGAUUUGUCAGGACUCCAAGUGGAUGUAGCACUUCGAAAGUUCCAGUCCUUUUUCAGAAUGCCGGGAGAAGCACAGAAAAUUGAAAAACUCAUGGAGGCAUUUGCUCAUCGCUACUGUAUAUGCAACCCUGACCAAAUCAAAAAUUUCCGAAACCCAGACACUAUCUUCUUACUGGCCUUUGCUAUCAUCAUGCUCAAUACAGACUUGCAUAAUUCCAACAUUAAGACAGAAAAGCGAAUGAAACUAGAAGACUUUAUCAAAAACCUCAGAGGAAUUGAUGAAACUGAAGAUAUUGACCGUGACUUAUUACGAGGAAUAUAUGAACGGAUCCGCGCCCAAGAGUUUCAGCCAGGAGUAGAUCACCAGUCUCAAGUAAUGAAGGUUGAACAGACCAUUGUAGGCAAAAAACCACAACUUGCUUUACCGCACAGACGCCUUGUUUGCUACUGCCGCCUUUAUGAAAUUCAUGAUCCUUAUAAAAAAGAAAAAAUUGGUCUUCAUCAGCGUGAAGUGUUUCUUUUUAAUGACAUCAUUCUAAUUACAAAAAUUUUUAGCAAGAAAAAAACAGGAAUCACCUACUCCUUCAAGCAGUCCUUCUCCUUGUAUGGCAUGCAGGUGUAUCUGUUUGGAACGCCUCGUGAAUUUUUCAAAGUUUUAAAAAAAAUUGAUUCUUCCAAUCUAAUCUUUGUCUCACCAAUUGUUUUGUUUCUCUCUCUCUUUCUCUCUUGUUUCUCUCUUUCUCUUGUUUCUCUCUUUCUCUCGUUUCUCUCUUUCUCUCUUGUUUCUCUCUUUCUCUCUUGUUUCUCUCUUUCUCUCUUGUUUCUCUCUUUCUCUCUCUCUCUCGUUUCUCUCUCUCUCUCUCUCUCUCGUUUCUCUCUCUCUCUCUCUCUCUCUUGUUUCUCUCUCUCUUCUCUUUCUCUCUCUCUCUUGUUUCUCUCUCUCUCUUGUUUCUCUCUCUCUCUUGUUUCUCUCUCUCUCUCGUUCUCUCUCUCUCUCUCGUUCUCUCUCUCUCUCUCUCUCUCUCUCUCUCUCUCUCUUUCUCUCUUUCUCUCUCUCUCUCUCGUUUCUCUCUCUCUCUCUCUCUCUCUCUCUUUCUCUCUCUCUCUCUCUCGUUUCUCUCUCUCACACAUACAGACAUACACACUUUUCUCUUUAUUUUUUUCUUUUCAUCUUUCAGAUUACCAAUAUGGUAUUAGGUUGUCCAGUAACGGCAAGGUGCUAAUUACGUUCAAUGCUAGGAAUGACCAUGAUAGGCAGAAAUUUGUUGAAGAUCUCAAAGAAGCCAUUUUAGAGACCACUGGCUUAGAAAGCUUACGGAUUGAAGAGGAAUUGCAACGACAUCGUGCCACUCACAACACCAUUGAUGAUGACUCUCGAGUCUUGAUUUAUGACGUGCUAAAGCCAUCAGAUCCUGCGGUAAAUAGGCUCUCUGCACCUGAGUGUGGUUUGAAGAAGUCUGCUUUGUCCAAUUCUCUCCUUGACCUCUGUGAAGGUCAAGGAAUGAAGAGAGAGGACAGUGGAGGAUCUCUCGACAGUGGUGUGAUUCUGUUUGGUGGUGUGAAAGUACGCAUUUCUCAGUGCAAACUGAGUGAAAUCAGUCAUCUGCUCUUCUCACAGGCAUCAGUGGGAACGGUGAGUGGUCACAGUCGUGAUGAUUCUGUCUCCACCAUCCUAAACCCUCAUCGGGGAUCUAUUAUUCAUUCAAACCCAGCCACCCAUGAACGCUGCCACUCUUCAAUAUCUGUCUCUUCAACACGGCCCAACAAUCCCAAGAGAAUUACAGAAACGGCCACUCUUAGCCGAAGCAGCAGCAGCAACAACAACAGCAACAAGCUCAACCCUAGCCCCCACAUUAAUUUCAGACCAACAGUUCCAGAGGGAACAGAGGUGUAA
This is a messenger RNA of Acanthosepion pharaonis, 3786 nucleotides long. The record is from the annotation of a GenBank genome assembly. Lineage: Eukaryota; Metazoa; Mollusca; Cephalopoda; Sepiida; Sepiidae.